AUGACUAAUCUAGGUGAUCCAUCAGUCAGUGCUCCUGUUGACUUUCUAAGAGAAGAUGUCAAAUACGCACAAGAGCAUGACUUGCAGACUUUGAGUCUCUUUACUCCAAGUCAAACCAAAGAUGAUAAGUCUCUCACGGGAGCCGUUGGAGAACCUUCCACAACUUCAUCCAAGAUUUGGGUAAUUUAUAUUCAUGGGGGGGCGUGGCGUGAUCCACUUGUGACAUCCUCUUCUUUCAUUCCCACGAUCAAUUACCUUGUGUCUUCAUCUAUUGAAUCCAAGAUCGCCUCAUUUGCAAGCAUCAAUUAUCGUCUAUCUUCUCAUCCAUCCUUCCCUCAAGAUUCUUCUUCAGUUCCGAGGCACGAAUACCGCAAUGCUAAGCACCCUGAUCAUAUACAAGAUAUAUGUUCUGCACUAUCUUAUUUACAAUCUAAAUACUCUAUCGAAGAUCAAUAUCUACUCGUUGGUCAUUCAUGCGGUGCAACACUAGCAAUGCAAAUUUCGAUGGGAAAAGAAUAUUUACAUUCUUGUGGUAUACCAGAUGAACAUUUGACAUUCAAACUCCCACGAUAUGUUCUCGGAGUAGCUGGAAUUUACGAUUUAAGAUUGCUUCGUGACACAAAUCCUCAUCCUGCAUACAAUGAAUUUCUCACUCAAGCAUUCGGGUCUGACGAAAAAAUCUGGGAUGAAGUUUCACCAGCCAAAUUUUCCAGUUUUGAGGAAUUUGGAAAGACUGGAAAGAUUCUUGCUUUUGCUACUUCACCAGAUGAUGAGUUGGUUGAUGAGAUACAAAUCGAUGUUGUGGUGAAGAAUGUUCAUGGUAUUAAUGGAGGAGUAGUGGUGAAAAAUCUCAAAAAUCAUCUGAAGGGAACUCACAACAAAAUAUGGGAGACUGGAAAUUUGGCCAAUGCUAUAGUUGAGGUCUUGAAUUCAUCUGAGUAG
Molecule: messenger RNA, 942 nt
Organism: Botrytis fragariae
Lineage: Eukaryota; Fungi; Ascomycota; Leotiomycetes; Helotiales; Sclerotiniaceae
Exons: 2
Coding region: 1-942 (313 amino acids)
Molecular function (GO): arylformamidase activity
Source: RefSeq, a predicted model, not a curated record